GGAUCGAGCCGGAUCGGCCGGUGGCUGGCCGAAACCAGGCUGGGACAAAGGCCGAAGCUCGUUGCAGGCCGUCGUUCGCUGCAUCUUGCCUCCUGCGUCCUGCAUCUCUGCCGCCCCUCCGCCAUGUCCGAGUGCAGCUGGACAUCCACGGUCCAUAUUUCCGGCGUCGUUUUGGCCGCCCUACAGUAUGAAAUGCUCAAUGCCUCGCCCAUGCCGUUUUCUGGCGAUGUCGAGGGGCUGCUGCUUGGCCAAGUCCAGAACGUCUAUCGAUCCGUCGUCACCGACGCCACAAUGGAUGCGUCCAACUACGAAACACAGAUAACAAUAUGCUCGUUCGUCACCAUCAAUCCGUUCAUCCAGCGAUUCUAUGGACCAAACGGGCAGGUUGACCUGGCAUUCAUCGAGGAGCUGCUGGAGACCCGAAAGGAGUCCAUCAUCGGAUUCUUCCGCUGUCGGCGAAACUCCAAGCACUCGGUAUCUGUUCGCGAACGAGCCAUCUAUGAAAGCCUCCAACAGGCCAGGUUCAGCUACCACAACCAGAGCAAUGUGUCCAACCAAAUCUUUGCGCUCCUGACGAACACUGUGCUGGACUCGGGCGUCCAAAACAUCGAUUUUACAUGCUAUACCAAGUCCUCGUCGAAGCCAAGCGGUCCAUUUGAGAAGAUCCCGAGCAAGAUCCUCAAUAUGGUCGAGAGCUCAGACCAGCGCUAUCGGGAGUGUCUGUCGGCUCUCCCAGGCUACGGCAGCUCCCUCGAAGAGCGAUCGUACAACGAAUUGAAGCAGCAGUCUCAAGAAUCGAUCGGAAUAUACCGCAAAGUUGUCGAAACAGAAUUCAAAGACCUCCAGCGACUGAAUGCGACGCUGGCUGAGAGCGAGCAGCAGUUGAUUGACGCUUGGAAGUCCAUGAGUGUGAAGCCACCAACGCCUCCGCGCGAUACGCCAUCAUCUCGUCAACUGCCGUUGGCUUUGUCGCCCACGCCGGAUUCCGUUUCGGCUUCUCGAGCCCGCAUUCCUGAGCGGUCUGCCUCUGUUGGGGCACUGGAAAAAGAAAAAACCGAGGAGGAUCUCUUGGAUAAGCUGGACUAGACCCCGAAUCCAGCACCACUUCACCGGGCAUCCGACUGUGUUGCCAACCCAUGACCGCCACAUGAACCCCGGCUGCUCGAGACUGUGGGAUCGUGGCGGCACCGACCAAAGUAUCUCUUGGAGCAUGGCACACCCGAAACACGCUGUUGUUAUGUAGCCAUCAACUUCUCGAAGGCGUGCAGAGUCGACUACAGCGGACUAAUCUGUAGCUGUUGACUGACUUGCUAUCGCCAUCGCUGUUGUACUCCGUCGUCUUCGGAAGCUUCAUCCUGGACACUACGCCCGUGGCAUGAUGCCCACCAGCCAAUCUUCAUAAAUAAUGGUGCCACGAUGCUGGAGUGGUGCCAAACCACAUCCACUGGCUUUGGCGGUGCUGCCGAAAUCGCUUCUAAUAGCGAGUAGACCUC
This is a messenger RNA of Polychytrium aggregatum, 1493 nucleotides long. RefSeq lists its product as uncharacterized. The record is from RefSeq and is a predicted model, not a curated record. The transcript is spliced from 7 exons. Lineage: Eukaryota; Fungi; Chytridiomycota; Chytridiomycetes; Polychytriales. Bases 124 to 1086 code for a protein of 320 amino acids. Gene Ontology annotation, molecular function: polyubiquitin modification-dependent protein binding. Gene Ontology annotation, cellular component: nucleus.